AUCGUUUCAAAGAUGGCGGAUUUUACGUCCGAGCUCGCGUCCUUCUUCCAGCGACAGAAGCUGGUAUUAUCGCUCGAUUUCUACAUGGAUCAACUAUGGCAACAGUUUUCGAAUGGCGAGCCAUUGAACAAGAGUAUGCUUGCUUUCGUAAGAGAUGUAUUUGUCAAGGCCAGGGACAAGCUUACUGAAGACGCUCACAAGAAGCUUUUGGUUACAAGAUUUUUCUGUGGCAUUGCAGAGGCCAAAAAAGUACUUAACAAUGGAGAAGUCAGCUAUAUCCCAUUGCCGACUGCAUGCCUUAGAACAUUAAAACAUGUUUGUGAACUGUACCCAUACUCUAUAACAGAGAAAAAGCAAAUGUUUUGGAAGUUGUUAGAGGAGAUUUCUCUAACUGCAUUCAGAGCAGGAGACAGGGAACUUGCAACUUCAAGGUUUGAACAGUGUUGCGAGGAAGUAGAGGAGGAAAGUGAGGAUAUUAAAGUGCUUCUUGAAACUGUAAAUCCUGAAGAAUUAAGUCGAAUUCUGAAAAAGCAUCCAUAUGAUAAAUUUCUCAAUUAUUGCUACCUAUUCCUUAAGCCAAUUUGGGAGCAGUAUGAUCGACCCCUACUUGAAAAGUAUAUCAUAGGAGAAGCAUCUCUCGGAGAUGAAGACCAUGUGUCUCCGUCUCUUAUUGAAUUAUUUGAUGAAUAUAUGGAUCCUAAAAAAGAAAUUCCUUCACUUUCAAGAAAGAGACAAACUCCAAGCAAGAGACUUUUUGGCCACAGUAAUGAUAAUAAUGCCUCUCUUUUCACAAAGACAACAAAGACAAUAAAUGCCUUAAAAGAGUCUUCAAAAGCACUUGGUGAUCUUAUCAAGAAUAGAAGAUCAUCUGAAGAAAUAGAUGAUACUGAUGAGAGAAAUGAUGAACUGGAAGAGAAAGACCCCCUUUCACCUUCUAGUGGUGCAAAAGAUGAUUCUUCCAAACGAAAACAAGAAAUACAACAGCAUAAAUUUGGAGACCACCCAUACAUUACGAACCCACAGCCAUCUACAAGUGGCAUAAGCUCCAAUAAUGUACAAGUUAAAAGGAAAUGGAAUUCUGUACAAGAAGAUGCUGAAGAGGUAGAAUGGACAGAUGAUGAGGAUGACCUUCCCCAACCAAUCAAACUUCCAGAUUUUUCAGAGAAGAUUUACACUUAUCAAGGGCGCCACACAUGGACUGAGAGUGAACUAAAAUGGUUGGAAGAAGGAGUAGAGUUAUUUGGAAAAGGACAUUGGUCAAAAAUCCUGAGGCGCUUUCCAUUUCCCAAGUACAGAACAUCUGUCCAUUUGAAGGACAAAUGGAGAAACCUGAAUGGAUGAAGAUGGAACCAAAUUCUGUUGAUUUUAUUGUAAAGCAAUAUAAUUCAGUACUCUAGAGUUAUCAAUCUAGUACCAUAUUAGGUUUGACUAGGAAGAGAUCAGAUGAGCUGUAGAACAACUAGAUGGCUUGGUUAAAUCAACAAAAUAGAUCAACACAAGGUUGGCCUGGUGAAAAGAGUGUAGUUUUACUGAUGUUUUUAGAAUUAGCCCCCUAAAUGAAGGGCUAAUGCAAAAAAUGUCAGUGCAAAUGCAUGAAACUUACAACUUCAACGUUUUGUUGAUUUAUUUCUCUAGUGCCAGAUUUACCACUGUACAAGACAUUGAGGUUGUGACUUAUACACAGAGCCAAAUCUUAUGGAAGAUUUCUUAUUGACCCGGCAUUGGUGGCAUCUGCACUGACUUCAUAGUUUAAGUACCUUGUCGUGUUUUUUAUUUUUUGUAUUUAUCUUAUGCAAAGAAGCAACUGAAUAACAUUUUUUGAUUUUAUAUAAAUCCAGGUGAAUCUAAUACAAAGUAACAUUUUAUAUAUGUGUGUAAAUGGAAUGAUCAGAAGUCAUUAACCUCUGUUUGGACGAAAAAUAUUUAGGUUUGGAUGAAAAUCUCCUUGUUUGUCUAAUCACUGGAAGAGCAAAAACCAAAAAAGCCCAACUUCCUUUAUCUUUUGGGUCUGGGGGUUGGUAGAUAUACAUGUGUAGAACUUGAAGACUUUUUUUAUAUUGUUUGUAUUGUAAAUAAAAACGUUGCAAAUAUUAAAAA
Messenger RNA from Nematostella vectensis (starlet sea anemone), 2097 nucleotides. RefSeq lists its product as uncharacterized. Gene Ontology annotation, molecular function: telomeric repeat DNA binding. The record is from RefSeq and is a predicted model, not a curated record. Gene Ontology annotation, biological process: protection from non-homologous end joining at telomere. The transcript has 11 exons. The coding region runs from base 13 to 1341 and encodes 442 amino acids. Gene Ontology annotation, cellular component: nucleus; chromosome, telomeric region. Lineage: Eukaryota; Metazoa; Cnidaria; Anthozoa; Actiniaria; Edwardsiidae.